AUGAUGAACCUCGACCUGAAGAUCCCGAAGCAAGCUGAGAGACUGCGGUUGGCAUCGGCCGGACUUCCCGUGAAACAGCUGCGUGAGGCACUCCACCCUUGCAUUUGUGAUGGCUGUGGGGCCCUGCUCCUGGGAACGCGCUUCAAGUGCAUCGAGUGCUCCGACUUCGACCUCUGUGCUGGCUGCUUGCGCAGCGGCUGCCCUGCGCAACGCGCAUCUCCCGAGUGGUCACAUCGAGACACGCACACAUUGGUGGUGCUGCGCCGCAUCACCGACACAGCGCAGCUUCCACGGGCUUUCUGCUUGGCCGAAAGCUUGCAGACAGCGGAGGAGGUCCCUGGCGGCGUUCGCCACGCUCCCAAGGUGCCUUGCAUCCGAGGAUGCCAACCCAGAGACGACAAGUCGGUUGCAAUUUGCACUCGCUGUGGGUCCUUGGCCUGCUCUGGUUGCUUCCUCUGCUGUUCCGGGGCGCCGUUGCUGCGGUUCUCUGCGAAAGGCGAAGAAGCCCUGCCUACACUGCUCCGCCGAGCCAAAGCUGCUUUGAAACACCUCCCCUUUGAAGGGCCACCGGUAGUUUUGCGAGAGCCCGACACGGAGAUUCAGCUCGGAGGCCCAGUGCAGAUCGGGACCUCUGGGCGACUUGCACCUCCCGAUGGCUGCGAAGUGAGGGCUAUGACUGCUGCAGACAUGCAGGCAGUGCUUUCAGUCGAGAGCAUUUGCUUCAUGGAGCCCUACUCCCUCGAGACCUUUGAAGGUUUGAUUUGCCUGAGCUCCUCGCGAUCCCUUGUGGCCCUGCUGGAAGGCUCCUUCGCUGGAUAUCUCAUUUUGGACCUAGGUCGUUGCAGGCGCCGUGGCCAAGCAGCUUACAUCGUUAGCUUGGCGGUUCUUCCCACGUGCCGAGGGAGGGGGGUGGCAGAAAGUCUCAUGAAGCAGGCCAUUUCAGAUGCCAGGAACUCGGGUGCCGGCAGUGUGGAGCUUCAUGUGCAUACUCAAAACCAUGGUGCGCAACGGCUGUACAGACGCUGUGGCUUCCAUGUUGUUUGCAGCAUUGAAGGUUACUAUGGUGAGGUCGAUGCGCUCCAAAGUGGAGAUGCAUUUCUGAUGUCGACCGGCCCGCUGCAUCAGUAA
Molecule: messenger RNA, 1128 nt
Organism: Symbiodinium necroappetens
Lineage: Eukaryota; Dinophyceae; Suessiales; Symbiodiniaceae
Source: the annotation of a GenBank genome assembly